This is a messenger RNA of Hyaena hyaena (striped hyena), 1309 nucleotides long. Its product is annotated as thyrotropin-releasing hormone-degrading ectoenzyme-like. Gene Ontology annotation, biological process: proteolysis; peptide catabolic process. The record is from RefSeq and is a predicted model, not a curated record. The annotation marks the transcript as partial. The transcript is spliced from 3 exons. NCBI's taxonomy places the organism in Eukaryota, Metazoa, Chordata, Mammalia, Carnivora, Hyaenidae. Gene Ontology annotation, cellular component: cytoplasm. Gene Ontology annotation, molecular function: peptide binding; zinc ion binding; metalloaminopeptidase activity.
AUGGCCCUGGACGGCGAGCGGGGGGAGCAGGAGGAGGAGAAGAAAAAGAAGAAGAAGAAAAAGAAGAGGAAGAAGAAGAAGGAGGAGGAGGAGGGGGCUGAGAAGAGCAGCUCACCCGGCGCUGCCACCAUGGGGGAGGACGCCGCCGCGCUCCGGGCCGGCGGCAGGGGGCUCCCGGACCCGUGGACGGACUCGGUGGGGGGGCGACCCCGCACCACCGAGCGCCACAUCACGGUGCACAAGCGGCUCGUGCUGGCCUUCGCCGUGUCCAUCGUGGCGCUGCUCGCGGUCACCAUGCUCGCGGUCCUGCUCAGCUUGCGCUUCGACGAGUGCGGAGCCAGCGCCGCGCCGGGCGCCGACGGCGGUCCGGCCGGCUUCCCGGCGCGCGGCGGCAACGCCAGCCUUCCGGGGUCGGCCCGGCGCAACCACCACGCCGGCGGGGACUCCUCGCAGCCCGAGGAAGGCGGGGAGGCCACCCCGGGGACCCCGUCAGCCCAGCCGCCGUCGGAGGAGGAGCGGGAGCAGUGGCAGCCGUGGACGCAGCUGCGCCUGUCGGGCCACCUGAAGCCGCUGCACUACAAUCUGAUGCUCACCGCCUUCAUGGAGAACUUCACCUUCUCCGGGGAGGUCAACGUGGAGAUCGCGUGCCGGAACGCCACCCGCUACGUCGUGCUGCACGCCUCCCGGGUGGCGGUCGAGAAGGUGCAGGUGGCCGAGGACCGGGUGGCAGGGGCUGUCCCGGUGGCCGGCUUUUUCCUCUACCCGCAAACCCAGGUCUUGGUGGUGGUGCUGAACAGGACCUUGGACGCGCAGCGGAAUUACAACCUGAAGAUCAUCUACAACGCCCUGAUCGAGAACGAGCUCUUGGGCUUCUUCCGCAGCUCCUACGUGCUCCACGGGGAGAGAAGGUUCCUUGGUGUUACUCAGUUUUCACCUACACAUGCCAGAAAGGCAUUUCCUUGUUUUGACGAGCCAAUAUACAAGGCUACUUUCAAAAUUAGCAUCAAGCAUCAAGCAACUUAUUUAUCUUUAUCCAAUAUGCCAGUGGAAACUUCCGUGUUUGAGGAAGAUGGAUGGGUUACGGAUCACUUUUCACAGACCCCUCUCAUGUCUACAUAUUAUUUAGCCUGGGCAAUUUGCAACUUCACAUACAAAGAAACUACCACCAAGAGUGGGGUUGCAGUGCGAUUAUAUGCAAGACCUGAUGCUAUCAGAAGAGGAUCUGGGGACUAUGCUCUCCAUAUAACAAAGAGACUAAUAGAAUUUUAUGAAGACUACUUUAAAGUCCCCUAUUCCUUGCCAAAACUAG